This is a messenger RNA of Armigeres subalbatus, 2737 nucleotides long. RefSeq names its product serine/threonine-protein kinase greatwall-like. The record is from RefSeq and is a predicted model, not a curated record. Lineage: Eukaryota; Metazoa; Arthropoda; Insecta; Diptera; Culicidae. The transcript has 6 exons. Bases 256 to 2577 code for a protein of 773 amino acids. Gene Ontology annotation, biological process: intracellular signal transduction; peptidyl-serine phosphorylation. Gene Ontology annotation, molecular function: protein serine/threonine kinase activity; ATP binding.
GUUUAAAUGCCAACGAGGGAAAAGAAAUCACGCAAAAGAAGAAACACAGCACAAAAGCAGUUACAAAUCUGAACGAGAGAGCCCUUUAACCGUUUAAAACGCAUGUUAAAGCGAGUAAUUUUGCUUAGAAUAACAAAUUAUUACUUGAAAAACAUCAUACAAUUGAGGAAGUAAUUGCAGUGAUAUGAUUGUGCCAUAGAUUUUAUUUGUGUGACAUUUUUGGUCCAAUAAUCGUUUCGUAACGGUUCGCGCGCCAUGGAGGAACCACACACCACCCCGAAGAAAAAAUCCAACAGUUCGGAACAUCAUGACACGAUUUUUAAAACGUUGGAGAAUUUCACCGCUCCGACUAGUCCUAAGCUUCCAACGAUCAAAGAUUUCUGCAUUCUGAAACCAAUCAGUCGAGGUGCCUUCGGGAAGGUAUUUUUGGGCUACAAGAGGAACGACCAGAACAAAUUGUUUGCUAUCAAGGUGAUGCGUAAAUCGGAAAUGAUAAACAAAAACAUGGUGUCACAGGUGAUUACCGAACGGAAUGCUCUUGCCCUGUCCCGGAGUCCAUUUUGCGUCAUUCUGUACUACUCGCUACAAUCCAUUUCGUGUGUUUAUCUUGUAAUGGAGUACAUGGUGGGUGGCGAUUUGAAGUCUCUCCUUGCCAUGUAUGGAUUUUUCGAGGAAUCGGCCGCCAGAUUCUACGCUGCCGAAAUAUGCCUUGCUCUACAAUAUCUCCACAAGCAUGGUAUCGUACAUCGGGACAUUAAACCGGACAACAUGCUCAUUUCGGCAGCAGGCCACGUCAAGUUGACCGACUUUGGUUUGAGCCGAAUCGAAAUGAGUCGGGAUUUGGAGAUAUCGGACCUAAUCAACUGUUCGCCAAGUCUCAAUGCCAGGACGCCCGGGCAGUUACUUUCACUUACGUCUCAUUUAUCGUUCGGCUCCCACGAUAAGCGCCUGCAAGAGCAGCUUGACAAAGAACGACUCCAGCAAUCGUCGGAAAACGAAUCUGACAAUUCGUUCACCCAAUGCAAGCAGAACGAUAGCAAAAUGUCCGGCGUAAGUCCGUUCUUUUCGGCCGAACAGAACGUAAGUUUGUUGGAUGAUGCAAAAGAGCUUCAGAAGGCGGUGGACUCCCGAAUAACGGCGGACAUGUCGUCUUUGUAUUAUACGUGCAAUUCGAGCACCGAAGGAAAAAGUAGCAGCGGGAGCUACGUUUCUCUGAAUGGCAAUUCUGACAGUCGAAGGGCGGACAGACAAACCUGUGAUAUCGGUGAUGGUGUCAAUUGUGAGAAAGAAAACAAUCCGAACCAAUAUAACACAAGAUCGGUAAUGUCGGAGAAAUUUAAGGACUCGUUCGAUUUCCUCUUGCUUCCGGGGGCAAGCCAUCACAAGUGCAAAACGCAUGUCAGCAAUGAUUCUGGUGUUUCCAGCCGGAAAAGUGAUAUUUCCAACAUUCCAGCUGAACUAUCAGCCAUUGAGCGACCGGCGGAUUGCUCAAGCCAUCACAGCAGCAGCAACAAGGACUAUUCAUGCUCGGAUUUUUCUCGCAGCUAUAGUAUGAGUAAUAUAAAUGAAUCCUGUAAUUCGAGACAUCAGUGCGAUUCGCCGGUGAAAAAUGGAAUAAGAUGCUUCAAGAGACCGGAGUAUUUUAGGGGUAUCAAACGCAAACGACACUUGGUUAGUCGGGUUGACUCGCUUGUGUCGGAUCCGGACGGAAGUACCGCCAGUACCGGACUGACCCAGGAAAUCGAUGUUAUGGACAUCGGCAGUAGCACACCGAAAAAACGAAAGGCAACUUCUCCUAUCAAGGGCGUUCUCAAGGUACGCUCGCUAUCCGACGACGAAAUGCCCUUGAAUGAAAAUCUAGGCACCGUAAUGUUCUCCACGCCGGUUUCAUCACAGAAAGUGCGUCGCGAAGGCGGUCCACUGGCCAAACUCAAAAACACUCGAUUUGCGCUGCCUACUUCCGUCGAGCAGUUACGGAAAACGGAAGCAUUCCUCAAAAUUACCGACGAAUCCGUCAUGUCCCCUAUCUGCACGGCCAAUUCCUCUGUUCCCAAUGUGGGCACCACUCCCAAAACCGUCAAAACGCCAUUCAGGACACCGAAAUCGGUGCGGAGAGCACCGAUGGAGUCCGAUGAACGAAUCCUUGGAACACCGGACUACCUUGCUCCCGAAUUGCUGCUCCAGCAAGGCCAUGGCCCCCAGGUCGACUGGUGGGCAUUGGGGGUCUGUUUGUACGAGUUCAUGACCGGCGUACCCCCAUUCAACGACGAAACACCACAGAAAGUGUUUGAAAACAUUCUGAGUCGCAACAUCGAGUGGCCCCAGGAUGACGAAGCCCUGUCAGCGGGAGCGGUCGAGGCGGUAGAGCAACUACUAGAAAUGGAUCCCAGCAAGAGGCCCAAGGCCGAUCAGAUGAAAGCGAUGUCCUUCUUCGAACCAGUCGAGUGGGACAACAUGGAAUCAAUGCCGCCACCGUUCAUUCCGAACCCAGAUGAUCCACAGGAUACCGGGUACUUCGAGGCAAGGAACGUGAUGCAACAUUUAAAAUUAUCUAAUUUUGAUAUGGAUGCGUAUUAGCGACCGGUAGGGGGAUCCGGGCGGCAGACGCUGGGAUGUUUGUGCGAAAAUUAUAGAGAGGGUUCCCUAGUAGAUUAACACCUAACAAUUGCAAGCUGUUAUGUCUUUUAUUUUAUAAGGAUAGAUAUUAUGUGAUAAAUAAACUCGAUACUCAAGACUA